UGAACUUGCAGCUGUAAAGCAGUGAAAAGUUUAGAGGUCACUUUUGAAGGCAAAGCAGUGAAAUUAACUGUCGCAUGAAUAUUUAAAGGUGCAGAUCGGAUCCAUGGGAAAGGAAGCGGUGGAAUGACCUCCCACAAUGCAUCAUUUCGAAGCAACGUACUCCUCAGCAGCUUCCCGAUCUGAACUCUGAUGCUGCGCUGAAGGCGAGGAUUCCCUGCAAUGAGUCCUGUCUCCCAGCAGCAGCCAUGUGAGAGGAGCUGUCAGCAUGCAGAGGAUGCCCACAUCCAGCUAAAACAGAGCAGUCCUCCCCCUUCCCAUCCUCCGCACCUGCUCCCAUCCUCCUUCCCAUAUGAGGACAAGAAGAUGACUAUCACCAGCCGGCAGUCCUUUAAUGUCCUGACGGUCAUCUUCCUCCUGCUGUCCACUGCAGCUCUCUCGGCUCAUUACCGGGUGUGCGAACCCUACUUCGACCACAAAGGGCGGUACCACUUUGGAUUCCACUGCCCACGCCUCUCAGACAACAAGACCUACAUGUUCUGCUGUCACCACAACAACACGGCCUUCAAGUACUGCUGCAACGACACAGAGUUUCAGAUGGUCAUGCAGGUCAAUCUCACCACCACCGCGGACGGUUACGCACACAAUAAUUACACAGCCCUGGUAGGCGUGUGGAUCUAUGGCUUCUUCGUCAUGGUGCUGCUGGCUCUGGACUUCCUCUACUACUCAGCCAUAAACUACGAGCUGUGCCGGAUCUACCUGGAGAAGUGGGGUCUGGGCGGCCGCUGGCUGAAGAAGGCCCGGAACCAGUGGCACCGGUCCAUGCCCGAGGAGAGCGAGGUCCAGGCCCAAGCCCAGCCCAUGGUCCCCAGUAGCCACUACCAACCCAGACACAGCCUCAGAGGAGAGAGCCACAGUCCGACGCUCCUGCCCUACAACACGUCCACCGCAUGAAUAAUGCUGCGUGGACAAACUGAAGAGUAGCAACACCUGGUUUCCUUAUACAGAACAGAGGAGAUGUCCCAGAACCCCGUCUGCAGCGUGGACUGCAGAUUCGUCACCACCUUCGGCCUGGCCGUACUGUAGUAGUUUGUAGUGACUACUGCCAAUACGUAAUGAGCACAAACACCCGAGGACGGACAGAAGCAGGUUUUGUUUUUAUUAUUCUUGUUUGGGUUUUUUUAAUUGUUUUUAGGAAGAGAUGAUCAAAGAGGACUCUUUCAGCUGCAGCCUCAGCAGAAGAGAGACGGGUUCAUUUUACUGCUUAGAGGGUUUUUCUUGAUCCUUUAAAAGCAGCCGGCGACGAACUGGAAACCCGAAAGCCCGCCGGCCUACAGACACAGUUUCUACAGUAGAUAUAAGAUGUUUAUCACACCGCUGUGUCACUUUGUGUUCAGUAGCAGUUAGACACAGUCAUGGAUUAUCUAUUUGGUGAAUUAUUUAUGUGAACUAGUAGGAGAAUUUCUAUGAGUGGCUAACUUUCUGAACAUAUAACUGCUUAGGUUGAUGCUGAGCAUCUCACUUAGAAUGUUUUUUUGUUUUUUUUUAUUUGUUGUUGUUAAAACCAGACAAACGUGUUCUCAGUGAUGCUAAAAAAAAAAAAACAUAAGAAAAUGUUUGAACUCCUCCUUGAUAAAGACACAGCAUCACACAGUUUGUCCCCUGGUGGUUUCAUGAUCCUGACAUGAAGUCCUCCAAAGGUUCUGUCUCUUCACCCAGAACAUUAUUGAGGAUCAGGGAUGCCUUCGCAGCAGCAGGAAGCUUUAUGCCAAGUUUAAACACGUCCGCAACAACAAAGCCAGUUCGAUACUUUAAAGAUUAGUUUGUAAUAUUACGACUCGUCUGAAGCUGUACAAGCGGCAGCUUCAUUAGCAAUAUGAUGCAAUCGAUCAACAUUAAGCUCCUUUAUAAGGAGCACUCUGUAUCCUGCUCUGGUAAUUGAUAAUUAGCCAUGAUUUAAGAAAACAAAAAAAGGAAAUCCAUCCAGGCCCCAUCAACACUGGCAGCAAUAAUGUACAGCAGCCUAAUCAGAAAGAUGAACUGGUGCCAUGAGUCCAGUAGGUUCUGACUGGGAAAAUCACCCAAACGCCUCACCGCAGACCGCGUAUGCAGAGAGGAGGAAGAGAAAAGAACAUGUUCGUGUUUCAGAGUAAUGGACUCGUAAGAAGGUCUCCAAAGAUUCCUGUGUCAGCUUGGUAGGAGCUAAAUUAUCACCGCUUUGUGGCAGAAAGCUACUGGAGAGUCACAUCCAAUCAGAGCUUUCAGACUCCAAGUCAUUUACUGAAAAAUGCAAGUCAAAAUGCCCUCCAUGAUUUUCAAGUCUCAAUUUGUUGGUUUUACAAAACAAAAGCCUAAAACCACGGUACAGUGCCUUGUAAAAGUGUUCAAACCAUGUUGACGUCUUAAAAGUUUUGUUUACAUCACAACCACACCCUCAGAUGUAUAUUUUUGGGAAUUUUAUGUAGUAGAAGAAUCCUAAGUUGUUCAUAACUCUGACCCGGACAAAAGAUAUUUUGCCCAUGCUUUGAAAAAUAGCUCAAUGAAUGGCGCCACCAUCUUUCCCUGUCACAUAUGGUACAUUCAGUGUGAUCUGCUGUGUUUUCCUCCAAGCGCAAUGUUUGACAUGUAGCCAAAAAAUAUAUCUUGGUCUCAUCUGAUCAGAGAACCUUUUCACUCACGUAUGCAGAACCUCCUAAACACGAAAUGCGGCAAACAAAAAAAUAGAAAUUCUUCGAGGUUUCUUUCAAUAAUAAUCCCUUCCUGUCUUCGUGCCACAUGAAGAGCAGCUUCUCCCACCUGAGGCCUUCGUCAAACAUUUGGAUUUUCACUGAGCUUCAGCCGAAAGGCGGCUGGUUGCCCUGGAUUUUAUUUUAAAUUCUCCGAAAAUACGUCGAGGUUCUUGGUUGUGAUGUGGCAAAGUGUGAGAAAAACCUGUAGGGGUGUGAAUACUUUUGCACAGCACUGUACGUGUAUUUAUUUAUUUAUUUUGGAUUGAUGAGUGAUUAUAAACGAGUUAAAUAUAACUACCUACUAUCGCGACUUCACACUGAUUUUAGUGCCUGUUAGUCCACCGCCUGUUUUGCCCCGUUAAUGAAUGCUUUGCUCGAGUUUUAUCUUAAACUUGCAGAAACGUCUUCAGCUGCUUUGUCCUUUUGUUUUGCUGAUUUAUUCGUUCAGUCGGGUCCCAUUUAGACACACUUAAUGAUCUGCCACAGUGGACAAAGUCAUAAAACCUCAGCAUUCACAUUUAAAUGGCUUAAAGAGACAUUGGAGUCACUUUUGCUCCGAAUAUUAAUUACAGAAACACCAAAGUGAUUCCUAAUUGACUGACUAAAGGAUAUAAGGACAAUAUUCAGCUCUACAAUCAUCUGAAGAUUAAUGCUUCGGGCCAAAGUAUUUAAAAAAUCCCUUUCUUUGUGGAAAAGUUAUACAAAGCAACUUGUGGUCAUUAGACCACUGACUCCAAACAAAAAAAAACAAACCUGAUGGAGGAUUUGAUUCUUUAAUCUCAGCGCUCCACGGAGGUUAAGUGGAGCCGAUCGGCGGCGGCCGAACGGCGUCCGUUACCCGUUAUCUCCAAUGAUAUUCAAAUUUGCAGAGCCGCUAGAGCAACUUAAUUCCCACUUUCAGUCGCUGAAGUUUAAUUGCGCGCUUGCCCCAAAAGACUUGUUCCAUCAACUUCUAGGGGGCAGGGAAGAGGCGGGAUGUGUCCAAGCGAAAUAAUUGGCCCACAGCUCAGUUCUGGCUUUAAAUUACUCUCGCUGGCUCAGAGUGUGACGAACAGCAGCAGCAAACAGGAAGGUGAGAGUUUUAACAGGGUGCGGCAGGAGAGUAGUUUCCAUAAAUCUGGAUCAAUUUAGAAUUACGUUAUAUAUAUUUUUAGCGCUGUAGGAAGAUCUUUCUUUCUUUCUUUCCAUAUCACUGAUUAUAAAAUGCAUUAGUCUUACCCAGGAAAUUUUAAAUCCAACAUAAUUUCAAUAUGCCUCUGACAAGCAGUAGCAGGAUCGUAGAUGGAGUUCAUCAUCCAGAGAUGUUUCAGGAAUCCUGACUUGUUUUCAAUGUUCCGACCUGGUUUUAUUUAUUUAUUUUUUUGUGAUGUUUUCUGUUUCGUUGACAGUAGUCCUUCCUCUGGCCUGACGUGAUGUGGUACUGUUAAUCGUAUCAGCUCAAGCCUUUCUCCUGUACCGAAAAUAAAUAAAUAAACAGAUGGGAGGGAUGGGGGGGGGCAGAGGAAGCACACAGCUGUUUCGGGCUCUCCAGCUUGUUAUGGUAACAGUUGCCUUACAGUCAAACCCCCACCUGUACACAGAAGCGUUGUGGUGGUCGAUACCUCACGUUCCUCUGGGUGUGGCGAUGAGGGCGACGAAGGCCAUGACGUGCACCGCGUUCUGUCUAUGUACCUCCUACUAGAUAGAAUGUAACUUUUUUCAGUGAGAUUGUAAUUGCACUCGUUGACUUUGUAUUGUCACAAAAGGGAGUAAUAAUAAAGUUUUAUCUUUUCCAGUGUG
This is a messenger RNA of Poeciliopsis prolifica (blackstripe livebearer), 4505 nucleotides long. It is a transcript of the gene shisal1b, whose product is annotated as shisa like 1b. Lineage: Eukaryota; Metazoa; Chordata; Actinopteri; Cyprinodontiformes; Poeciliidae. The record is from RefSeq and is a predicted model, not a curated record. The coding region runs from base 220 to 951 and encodes 243 amino acids. The transcript is spliced from 5 exons.